Lucilia cuprina (Australian sheep blowfly) is the source of this 448-nucleotide messenger RNA. RefSeq names its product larval cuticle protein 65Ag1-like. NCBI's taxonomy places the organism in Eukaryota, Metazoa, Arthropoda, Insecta, Diptera, Calliphoridae. Gene Ontology annotation, cellular component: chitin-based extracellular matrix. The transcript is spliced from 2 exons. Bases 58 to 363 code for a protein of 101 amino acids. Gene Ontology annotation, molecular function: structural constituent of chitin-based larval cuticle. The record is from RefSeq and is a predicted model, not a curated record.
AUCAUUCAAUUUAGUUUAGCAAAACACUAAACAAUCGUUUAAACAAAAGAAAUCAAAAUGAAAUUCGUUAUUGUCUUGGUUGCCCUUUUCGCCGUUGCUUUCGCCAACGAGGUUGAAAUCGUACGUAAUGAAGCUGAAGUUGGAGCUGAAGGUUUCCAAUAUGCUUAUGAAACAAGUGAUGGUUCUUCCGCCAAUGCUGCUGGUUCAUUGAAGAACGUUGGUACUGAAGAAGAAGCCCUCUCUGUUAAGGGUUCCUUUAAAUAUGUUGGUGAUGAUGGUUCUACUUAUGAAGUUAAAUAUACUGCUGACGAAAACGGUUUCCAACCUGAAGGUGCUCAUUUGCCUGUUGCCCCUGAAGCUUAAAUUUAAAUAGCGAUCUUUAAAUUUUGUUAAAUCAUUUUAAAAAUGGUUGUUUAGCGUUAAAAUAAACUUUUUUUGUUAAGUUAAA